This is a messenger RNA of Vollenhovia emeryi, 1868 nucleotides long. Its product is annotated as transmembrane protein 39A. The coding region runs from base 385 to 1842 and encodes 485 amino acids. The transcript is spliced from 6 exons. Gene Ontology annotation, cellular component: membrane. The record is from RefSeq and is a predicted model, not a curated record. Lineage: Eukaryota; Metazoa; Arthropoda; Insecta; Hymenoptera; Formicidae.
GUCGGUACGUCGGUACGUUCGUCGACGGCCUGGAGAAAUCGCCGAGAACGUUGAUUUAUCAAGUUGUAAUCAGUUUCUCAACGAGCGCACGCGACUUAUUUACGGAAGGACGAGGGGACGAGCUGCGGGAUCGGCGUCCGCGUCUCGGCCGAGUGCCUGACAGCGGCGUGUUGCGUCACGUCACGCUCCUCCCCGUGUGUUUUUGUUUACAAUGACAUAAUCGACAUGUCAGGAGAGUAGCGUCCGAAAAAACCGAGAGCCACCCUCGACACGAGACCUCUCGCCCCCCCGAGAAGCUGCUCGAGGUUGGUGCGCGCGUCGUGCCAUGCGGAGCACGUCGCCAGGAUUCUCGGGCUGAGGGAACUCUCGCGGGUCUCGCGAAGCAUGCCCGGAGGCAGACGAAACGCCGUCAGUCGGACCGGGCCGGCCGCCAGGUCCGGCAGCGGUAGCGUUGGCUCCGCCAACGGGCGGAGCAACAGCGGGGAGCGUGCGAGUACCGCCGGCGCGGACGACAAGAGGCUCGACGAGAUCUACAGCGGGAGGUCCCUGGCGCCGAAGCACAUUCCCAUACCCGCGGUGCCGGUCGACGGCCAGCUGAGCUUCGAGGCUCUCUCCCUGCUCGUCUCGAUCAUCGCGGCCUGCCUGCAGCUGCUUAAUCUCUACAGGACCGUCUGGUGGCUACCCAAUUCCUACAAUGGUUACAGCAUGAACUUUUAUUUGAUAGACCCUUACCUGCUUGUAUUUAUUUUCACCAUGGUGGCACACAGGUUCCUCUACAUGUUGUUACUACGGGUCAUUGAGCUCUCGUUGCCAUCUGUACCUGCCAAGUUGACGAUUCAAAACAUCAUAAGGUCAUCUGUAUCCCUUGCCGUGAAGAGCGUGCAAGGCUGGUGCCUUUAUCACAUGGCUUUGAAAUAUAGCUCUAUGAAACUCGUUUAUUUAUGUUGUCCAAGUUUGUCGGUAUAUUCAUAUUUUAUGGUGGGAAUAAGAACAACGUCAUUUUUCGAUAGAUCAGGCGGAGGAAAGGAGGAGCGGAAAGCAAAAUGUGUAUUAGACAAACCCUUGCACAGUUGCUCGUUAAACGCAUCGGCCAUUCGAGCGGAGGUGUCCACUUUGAGGGCCGAUUUUAACGAACGGCUAAGGCGAGCUCUAUUUUCGUCUUCCACUAACGCGUACGUCUGCGUAGUCGCGCCUAUUAUUUUCGUACCUCCGCAUUUACAUUUUAAUGUGUUUUGGGUGAUACAGCACAUAAUCUUGUUUUGGCUCGGGAGGAUAUGCGCGUACCUCGCUCAGGUUUAUCCUUUCAGAUAUUGCGACGAGCUACACAGAUCAGCGAUGCACCUAGGUCGAUGGGUUAAAAUAGAUAAUCGCAAUAAUCACAUUUACGCCCAACCGUGGAACGACGCGGUUUUGUGGCCGCACGGCUCGAUUGUAAGGCACAAUCGGGAAAUUUAUCGCUCUGAAGGUUUGUGCACAGCAGCGGAACCGGGUAAUCCAGCUCACUCUAAAUUUCAUGUACGUGAUUCUUUUUUGCUUUUGGAGCAACACAAGAUUAUUAAACUCUAUACUAAUUGUUACAUGUUCCAGACUAUAUUUAAUAACCGCUCAACGCUACCAAGUCCAAUACUGGCAUUGCAAUUAUUAUUGGUGAAUGUUCAAGUGUUUCUUUUAAUAGGCGUGACGGAAUGGUAUCAAAUACUGUCGACGAUAUUGUUAAUAGUUAUACAUUAUUACACUUUGUUCAAAAUGGCCAGAGAUUGUCUGAUAUCCUGGAAAGUGUACCGCGCUGAACAAAUAAUUCAAGAGAAGUCUCAAACGGUUGUAAACCCAGUUGCUCAAUAAAAGGCAAGAGUGUGAUUUGUACAGUA